ACCCCCACCAUUUCUACACAGCACUCGAGCUCGGCACCUGAACUUCACCAGCCUCUCCAAGAACCAGUGCGCGGCCAGCCAUGCCCAGCGCCGCCGGCUCCACCUACAAGGGCGGCAUCAAGGCCUACUGGAAGCGCCGCGGCUACGACCGCCUCGACGCCGCCGCGGCGCAGCGCCGCCCGCGACUCCCCACUGCCGAGCUCGGCUCCGGCGGCGGCGGCGGGGCUGAAGAUGCCGCGGCGCAGCCGGGCCGGCGGCGGAGAGGGUGGCGCGUGCGCCGCCGGCCCGGCGGCCUCGGAUGCCGCCUCCUGCGCGCGCUCUCACCGCGGCGGUGGCUGGCGCGGCUCCGCGACGCCUACGUGAACGCCAUGCUCCGGCUCGCGUCCUCCGCCGCCGUCGCCGGCUACGGUGCUGCGCCCUUCUGCACCGCCGGGGAGCCGUUCUCGCGGCCGCUCGUGAGGGAGUACGACGAGAAGGCGCUCGUCGAGAUCUACCGCUCCAUCCUCGCGCGCGGGGACGCGGUGCCCGUGGUCGCGGCCGCCCGGCUGCCCACGGUAGUUUGAUUCACCGGUGGCGAUGCGCGCGCAGAAGCUUGUCACGCUCUUUUCCUCUUCUCGAUCCAUGCAAGACUCGUGUAUGCUAGAAGAAUUUCCUAUUCACACAGUACCAGUAAUUGCAGCGUUA
Phragmites australis (common reed) is the source of this 684-nucleotide messenger RNA. RefSeq lists its product as uncharacterized. The record is from RefSeq and is a predicted model, not a curated record. The transcript has a single exon. Bases 81 to 563 code for a protein of 160 amino acids. Lineage: Eukaryota; Viridiplantae; Streptophyta; Magnoliopsida; Poales; Poaceae.